UAGCGGCGGCGGCGGCAGCGGACGCGACAUGAGCAGCGGGGCGGCGUCCGGGACGGGGCGGGGGCGGCCCCGGGGCGGGGGACCGGGACCCGGGGACCCCCCACCCAGCGAGACACACAAGCUGGUGGUCGUGGGCGGCGGCGGCGUGGGCAAGAGUGCGCUGACCAUCCAGUUCAUCCAGUCCUACUUCGUGUCUGACUAUGACCCCACCAUCGAAGACUCCUAUACAAAGAUCUGCACAGUGGAUGGCGUCCCUGCCCGGCUGGACAUCCUGGACACCGCGGGCCAGGAGGAGUUUGGCGCCAUGAGGGAGCAGUAUAUGCGUGCCGGGCACGGUUUCCUGCUGGUGUUUGCCAUUAACGAUCGGCAGAGUUUCAACGAGGUGGGCAAGCUCUUCACGCAGAUCCUCCGAGUCAAGGACCGAGACGACUUCCCCAUUGUGUUGGUUGGGAACAAGGCCGAUCUGGAGGCACAGCGCCAGGUGCCCCGAUCUGAAGCCUCCGCCUUCAGUGCCUCCCACCACGUGGCCUACUUCGAGGCCUCGGCCAAACUGCGCCUCAAUGUGGACGAGGCUUUCGAGCAGCUGGUGCGGGCUGUCCGGAAGUACCAGGAACAAGAGCUCCCACCCAGCCCGCCCAGCGCCCCCAGGAAGAAGGACAGAGGCUGCCCCUGCGUCCUCCUGUAGCCCUGCCGUGAGGGGAACGAUCAGCACAAGUUCUAGGGACCAGCUGCCCCUGCCAGGCCUCAGUUUCCCUACCUGGGAAAUCUCCCAGGAUACACUACACCCCCACCCGUAACUCCUGGCCUGAGGGCCAGUGCCACUGUGUGCCUUCUGCCAAUGCCUCCUUCCCCCACCGGAGCGCCUGGUGGGGGCGAGGGGCCCCCCGGGCAUCCGGGUCACUGCUGUAUAUAAUCCCGCCCCAGAGAAAUAAACGUCACUGCCAACAUCAGGAAGUGCUUUUGUGAAAGGGGAAAGGGCUAGGGGAGGUAGGCGAACUCAGGGUACACACGCUGAAGCCUCGGCCCGCCUAGAACCAUCGGACAUAGCACCCUUUGCUUGGUGGGGCAGGCACCAUAGAGAAGGAGGUGAAUUAGGCGUCCGGACCCCGCUCCCCCAACUUACCCUCCAACGGAGCCAUUCCUCCCUUUUCUGUCUCGGUGGGCAUUUGUUGGUUUAAUGUUUAAAAAGGAAUUUGUUUCUGUUACAUUCUAGAACAGCACUGUUCAAUAUGGUAGCCAGAAG
Pteronotus mesoamericanus is the source of this 1243-nucleotide messenger RNA. It is a transcript of the gene RRAS, whose product is annotated as RAS related. Gene Ontology annotation, cellular component: plasma membrane. The record is from RefSeq and is a predicted model, not a curated record. Gene Ontology annotation, molecular function: GTP binding; GTPase activity; GDP binding. NCBI's taxonomy places the organism in Eukaryota, Metazoa, Chordata, Mammalia, Chiroptera, Mormoopidae. The transcript is spliced from 6 exons. Bases 29 to 685 code for a protein of 218 amino acids. Gene Ontology annotation, biological process: Ras protein signal transduction.